UUUCUCUUGAGCUUGAGAUUGUCAGUUACUAAAAAUAUAAAAAAAAAAAAAAAACAACAAGAUUCUGUCUUCUUGUAGGCUUCAACAAUAUUUUACUUUGUGCAUAUCCGCUAGUAAAAGCCUACCUAAAACCGGCCCACACCGAUCAACCAUAGAGUGUGUUGUUUUUUAUACAUAUUUACUGUCUUUUUCUCUCUUCUUUGAUUAAUAUUUUACUGUGGGUAUAUUAACCAUGUGGGUAUAUGCUUAUUUUACUGUGUCAGUGGAAUCUUUGUUUCAAAAACAUUAGGUUGUUGUGAGGUGAGGUUCAGUGUUGUUGAAAAUCUUGAUUCUUUACCCAAAGCUAAAGUUUUGUGCUUUAAUGCUUCUACAUAUAUGACUGGUGGAAAUAUGGUCCUCGAAUUUCAAAAGGGGUUGUCCCAAAACUGAUAUUGACAUGCUAAUGAUGAUGACAAGAGUUGAGAUUCUUUUGGUUUUUUGUAUGUGUGUGAUGGUGGUACAGGUGAUACCUAUGGCAGUCAAGGGUAAAACUGGAAAUACAACAGUUUCACGGUCACCAUCAUCGUCGUCGUCAAGAAUGCCUAGUGUUGUGAAUGUUGGAGCUUUGUUUACUGUAAACUCGGUUAUUGGACGCUCUGUGAAGCCUGCGGUUGCAGCCGCCGUUGAUGACGUCAAUAACAGUCCAACUGUUCUUAGAGGAGUUGCAUUGAACCUUAUUCAGCAUGAUACAAAUUGCAGUGGAUUUCUUGGCACCAUUGAAGCUUUACAGUUAAUGGAAAACGACGUCGUAGCCGCAAUCGGACCACAAUCCUCCGGCAUAGCACACGUGAUUUCCCACGUAGUAAACGAACUCCAAGUCCCACUUUUAUCAUUCGGAGCAACCGACCCGACCCUUUCAUCUCUCCAAUACCCAUACUUCAUCCGGACCACACAUAACGACUACCACCAAAUGUCCGCCAUCACGGAUCUCGUCCUCCACUUCGACUGGAAAGAAAUCAUCGCUAUAUUCGUCGACGACGACUACGGCCGCAAUGGCAUUUCCGCCUUAGGCGACACGCUUGCAAACAAACGCGCCCGUAUCUCCUACAAGGCGUCGUUCACUCCAGGCGCGUCGCUCGCCAACGUUACGGAGUUACUCACUAAAGUUAACUUAAUGGAGUGUAGAGUUUAUGUUGUGCAUGUGAAUCCGGAUACGGGUUUGAAUAUUUUCCACGUGGCAAAGAAGCUCGGGAUGCUCACGAGUGGAUACGUUUGGGUAACUACCGAUUGGCUUCCGGCCGUUUUGGAUUCGUCCGAGCUGCCGGAUGACGACACGAUGGACCUUAUCCAAGGUGUCGUGUCGCUCCGACAGCAUACGACGAAUUCCGUUAUUAAAAAAGAGUUUUUAAAAAAAUGGAAGAGUAAACAAGGUAACGAACGUAAACAAACGACUAGUUUUAAUUCCUACGCGCUUUACGCCUAUGAUUCGGUUUGGGUGCUUGCACACGCGCUUGAUAAGUUUUUAAAAGCGGGUGAACGUAUCACAUUCUCGUAUGAUCCGAACAUUCGACGUACGAACAGUACUGAUAUUCAGUUAUCGAGUCUUCGUGUGUUUAACGAAGGAAACAAGCUUCUGGAAAUGAUUAGAGAUACGAGGUUUGUCGGUUUAACCGGUGAGGUUAAGUUUGAUGAGGAUAAGAAUCUUGUUCACCCGGCUUAUGACGUAAUCAACAUUGGUGGGACCGGUGUACGGACCGUUGGGUACUGGUCGAACCACUCGGGUCUCUCGGUUGAUUCACCCGAAUCGUUGUAUGGAAAACGGAUGAACCGUUCUUCGGCUGAUCAGCGGCUUUAUAGUAUAAUUUGGCCUGGUGAGACGAGUGAUAAGCCGCGCGGAUGGGUUUUCCCGAACAAUGGGAAGCCAUUGCGAGUGGCUGUGCCGUACCGGCAUAGUUAUAAGGAGGUUGUGACAAAAGAUAAGUCAACACAAGGUGUUAGAGGAUAUUGUAUCGAUGUUUUCGAAGCGGCUGUGAGUUUACUUCCGUAUGCUGUACCACGGAAAUACAUCUUGUACGGGGAUGGUCGAAUGAACCCGAGUUACAACAGUCUUGUUAAUGCUGUUGCUGAAAAUAAGUAUGAUGCAGCUGUGGGAGAUGUUACUAUAACAACAAACCGAACCAGGAUCGUUGACUUUACGCAGCCGUAUAUGGAAUCCGGGCUUGUGGUAGUUGUUGCAGUCAAAGCAGCAAAACCUACACCAUGGGCGUUUCUCAAACCGUUCACAAUCCAAAUGUGGCUGGUCACAGGUGGAUUCUUUAUUUUCGUUGGAUCUGUUGUUUGGAUUCUCGAGCAUCGCUUGAACCACGAGUUUCGUGGACCACCGAGCCAACAAGUCAUGACAAUCUUCUGGUUUAGCUUCUCAACCAUGUUUUUCUCACACAGAGAGAACACUGUGAGCACGUUGGGACGGAUGGUGCUAAUCUUGUGGCUGUUUGUAGUGUUGAUUAUUAACUCUAGUUACACUGCCAGUUUGACAUCAAUCCUCACGGUACAACAACUGACAUCACGUAUUGAAGGGAUAGAUAGUUUGACAUCUAGUAACGAGCCGAUUGGAGUUCAAGAUGGGACUUUUGCGUAUAACUAUUUGGUUCGAGAUCUUCAAAUUGCGGAAUCUAGGAUCAAACCGUUGAGAGGUGAGGAAGAGUAUGCAAAUGCACUUCGUUUAGGUCCUAAAGGCGGUGGUGUGGCUGCCAUUGUCGACGAGCUUCCUUACGUAGAGUUGUUUAUGCGUUACACCAAGUGCGAGUUCCGGAUUGUUGGUCAAGAGUUCACCAAAAGCGGUUGGGGCUUUGCAUUCCAGAGAGACUCUCCACUAGCAGUGGACCUAUCAACCGCCAUCCUCCAACUGUCCGAAAAUGGAGAACUGCAACGAAUUCACGACAAAUGGCUGGCAGCUCCUUCAUGCUCGACUCAAGCCACCGAUGUUGAAGAGAGCAGCAGCUUAUCACUAGGCAACUUCUGGGGUUUGUUCCUCAUUUGUGGGGUGGCAUGCUUCAUUUCUCUAAGCAUUUUCUUCGGUCGAAUGCUGUGUCAAUACAGGCAGUUUACUCCCGAUGAAGAAGAGCCUCACGAGGUCUUGGAACCGGAUUCGCAAACACGCCGUGGGCGACCCUCACGACUCGUGAGCUUCAGGGAUUUGAUGGAUUUUUAUGAUAAAAAGGAUGCGGAGAUCAAGGAAGUGCUUAGGCGGAAUAGGCGUGAAGCUAGAAGGGAGUCUGGUGAACAUAGUGGCUCACCUUAAAGGAGAAAUUUGGUUACAAAAUAUAGUAUUGUGUGAAUUUUUUUUUAUAAAUAGAAUGCUUAGUUUAUUGCCAUAAAAUACGAUUUUCUAAAAAUCACCAGUCAUAGGUACAGUUUCCAUUUGUUGCAGUGUGUAAAACAUGUUAUGUUGCAUGUUCCAAGUGUACAUUCUCCCGGCCAAGAUUCGACCGAAUCUUUGCUUUUACUAUGGGGUUGUUGUAAUCAGUGUGUAUUGAACAUUCACAAUGGAAACUGCGGUAUCAUCCAUAUAAUUUAACUAAAAUACACAUUUAU
Helianthus annuus (common sunflower) is the source of this 3573-nucleotide messenger RNA. Its product is annotated as glutamate receptor 3.4. Lineage: Eukaryota; Viridiplantae; Streptophyta; Magnoliopsida; Asterales; Asteraceae. The transcript is spliced from 6 exons. Gene Ontology annotation, cellular component: plasma membrane. Gene Ontology annotation, molecular function: G protein-coupled receptor activity; glutamate-gated receptor activity. Gene Ontology annotation, biological process: G protein-coupled receptor signaling pathway. The record is from RefSeq and is a predicted model, not a curated record. Bases 437 to 3280 code for a protein of 947 amino acids.